CUGUUGCCAAGGGUCAGCUUCCCAGGAACAUGCCCUGGAUCGGUCCUCCGGGCUCACUCCUAGCCAGCUGAUCAGGAAGGCCCCCAGUGGACUGAAACAUGAUCUCCAUCACCAACUGGCAAAUCACCUGUGGCAGGUCAGCACUGAGGGCCGAGGAAGGAGGAGAAGGCACAGAGGGAUCCAGAAGCCAUCCAGGGCCUGGAGCUCAGGGUCUUGAGCCUCCAGCCUUCUCUCUCCUCACUGGAGAUUGGUGUGGGCGUCACCGGCUUCGGUGUCUUCUUCAUCCUCUUCGGGAUACUCCUGUACUUUGACUCCGUACUCCUGGCUUUCGGAAAUCUGCUGUUCCUGACUGGCCUCUCCCUCAUCAUCGGCCUGAGGAGGACGUUUUCCUUCUUCUUCCAACGACACAAGCUCAAGGGGACCACCUUCUUCCUGGGGGGUGUAGCCAUCGUGUUGCUGCGCUGGCCCCUGCUGGGCAUGCUCCUGGAGGCCUAUGGAUUUGUUAACCUCUUCAAGAGCUUUUUCCCUGUGGCCUUUGGAUUCCUGGGCAGUGCUUCCAACAUCUCCUUCCUGAGCACUCCUCUGAACAUCGUGCACCUGCCUCUUCCUGCCAGAAUGACGGCGCUGGCUUCUUGGCAGCUACUGCUUCUCCUCUGCAUCACUACCUUUGGGGAGCCACUGGCAAAGGUGGCACCUCUGGCAAACCCUGGGCCCACAGGCCAGCAGUCCGGAUCCCAGGAACUCAUCGAUGCCUGGGAAAAGGGCCCGCGGUGCGCAGAAAGGAAAUCUGGGGUUACAGGGCUGCGAGCCCGUAGGACCUCGCCAUGCCCACCGGUUGAGAGCUCCGCGGGGCGUCAGCGACCCGCGUGCACCGCUCGCAGUCGCCUGAUUCCGACACCCCGCGGAGCGGUGCUGGUGCAGCGCGAGAAGGACCUGUCAGCCUACAACUGGAACUCCUUCGGCCUGCGCUACGGCAGGAGGCAGGCGGCGCGGGCGGCGCGGGCGGCAGCGCGGGGCUGAGCGCAGGGAGGCGGGUGGAUUGCGAGCCCAGUCUGCCAGCAUGUAGGGCUGGGGCAGGAGGCUUCUGGACUGGGGCAAUAAAGCGAUACUGCUGUC
This is a messenger RNA of Alexandromys fortis (reed vole), 1116 nucleotides long. RefSeq names its product vesicle transport protein GOT1A. The record is from RefSeq and is a predicted model, not a curated record. Gene Ontology annotation, molecular function: kisspeptin receptor binding. The transcript has 7 exons. Gene Ontology annotation, cellular component: membrane; endoplasmic reticulum. Lineage: Eukaryota; Metazoa; Chordata; Mammalia; Rodentia; Cricetidae. Gene Ontology annotation, biological process: endoplasmic reticulum to Golgi vesicle-mediated transport; G protein-coupled receptor signaling pathway; retrograde transport, endosome to Golgi. The coding region runs from base 478 to 1020 and encodes 180 amino acids.